GCUCCGCUCCCCCGGGCGGCCAGCGCACCAUGAGCGCCGAUUGCAGCAGCUACAUGAACGCCGACAAGGUGCUGGUGGGCUCCUUCAGCUGCCCGCGGGAAGACGGCGAGGCCGGUGCGAUCUAUUGCUGCGGCUUCCAGGAUGUCAAGUAUUGUUGCGACGACCCUAACAGCUUUUUCCCUUACGAGCACAACUACAUGUGGUGGCUCAGCAUUGGAGCACUUAUUGGCUUGUCAGUCGCAGCAAUGGUCUUGCUGGCUUUUCUCAUCACUGUGUGUGUUCUCUGUUACUUGUUUAUCAGCAAGAAGCCACGCAACAAAUUGGAUACAGGCUUAACCUUAAGCUUAGAAGCAGCAGGAUAA
Candoia aspera is the source of this 362-nucleotide messenger RNA. It is a transcript of the gene SHISAL2A, whose product is annotated as shisa like 2A. Bases 30 to 362 code for a protein of 110 amino acids. The record is from RefSeq and is a predicted model, not a curated record. Lineage: Eukaryota; Metazoa; Chordata; Lepidosauria; Squamata; Candoiidae. The transcript has 3 exons.